UCCAGCCAACAACAGCAAUUCCAAGGAAGAAAAGAAAAACGAAUCCAAGAAACCAAGGUAGACGAAGACGAUGGCGGUGUCGAUCGAGCUGACCAAGGAGUACGGCUACGUGGUGCUCACCGUGGUGGCCUACGCCUUCCUCAACUUCUGGAUGAGCUUCCAGGUCGGCAAGGCCCGCCGGAAGUACAAGGUGUCCUACCCCACCCUGUACGCCAUCGAGUCGGAGAACAAGGAUGCCAAGCUCUUCAACUGCGUCCAGAGGGGGCACCAGAACUCGCUUGAGAUGAUGCCGAUGUUCUUCGUCACAGUCCUGGUUGGAGGACUGCAGCACCCGGUCAUCGCCGCCGCGCUUGGGGUCCUCUACACGCUCGCCAGGUUCUUCUACUUCAAGGGCUACGCCACCGGCGUCCCCGACAACCGCCUCAAGCUCGGGGGGUUCAACUUCUUGGCGAUAAUCGGGCUGAUCCUCUGCACAGCGUCGUUCGGCAUCAACCUGGUCAUCAGGGAGGCGAUCUGAGGUUCUCAGACUGAUAUGCCUGACUUCAUAGGCGCUGUGUGACUUGUCAUUUAGAUGGGAUACUCUCGUGCUAUAUUUUGGUGUUAACAAGCAAAGUAUGUGAUUCAGUGUGUUCGGGUCUCACAGAAUAAGAGAAUGCCAGUUGUAGAAUUACAGUUCCACCUACUGGUUUCUUGCUCUCUUCUUUGUAGACCGUCUGAUGUUGAGGUUUAGCUUUUGCAGCAUCAGUUUUAUAUACUAUCUUGAGCAUCCUUGUGAACUUCA
This is a messenger RNA of Lolium rigidum, 781 nucleotides long. RefSeq names its product microsomal glutathione S-transferase 3-like. The record is from RefSeq and is a predicted model, not a curated record. Lineage: Eukaryota; Viridiplantae; Streptophyta; Magnoliopsida; Poales; Poaceae. Gene Ontology annotation, cellular component: membrane; endoplasmic reticulum; nuclear envelope. Gene Ontology annotation, molecular function: glutathione peroxidase activity; glutathione transferase activity. The transcript is spliced from 4 exons. Bases 71 to 517 code for a protein of 148 amino acids.